Messenger RNA from Galendromus occidentalis (western predatory mite), 1590 nucleotides. RefSeq names its product solute carrier family 13 member 2. Gene Ontology annotation, molecular function: citrate transmembrane transporter activity; succinate transmembrane transporter activity. Gene Ontology annotation, biological process: transmembrane transport; succinate transport; citrate transport. Gene Ontology annotation, cellular component: plasma membrane. The transcript is spliced from 13 exons. The record is from RefSeq and is a predicted model, not a curated record. NCBI's taxonomy places the organism in Eukaryota, Metazoa, Arthropoda, Arachnida, Mesostigmata, Phytoseiidae. The coding region runs from base 1 to 1590 and encodes 529 amino acids.
AUGGCGGUGUCGUGGAAGAGUUGGUUCUCGGUUAUUCUCCCUGUGGUACUUUUGCCGAUACCCUUGCACUUCAAAACCGAGGCAGCAUGGUGCGCGUACCUGAUGAUUUGGAUGGCCUCCAUGUGGACAACAGAGGCUCUUCCACUCCCAGUCACAUCAAUUAUUCCAAUCAUAGCGUUUCCAGCGCUAGGACUCAUGUCAUCUGCUCAGGUGACUAAGUUCUACCUGGACGACAUUGGUUUCCUUCUGAUGGGAUCGCUGGCUCUGGCAUCGGCAGUUGAGUCCAGUAAUCUGCAUACGCGCAUCUCUCUGAAGACACUGCUAACCGUCGGCACAAGUACCUACAGAUUAGUUUUGGGCACAAUGGCGGUCACUAUGUUUCUCUCUAUGUGGAUCCCGAACACGGCCUCGGCUUCCAUAAUGGGGCCGGUAGCACUCUCAGUGAUCGAUCAGGUAUUCCACAACGACCUUCCGACAUCUGAAAGCCUAGUCGACAAGAAAGGCGGAGCGAAGCGUCACGCGCGCAAGGUACUACAGAAAAGUAAACGGGUUGAGGGCAUAAUGAUGCUGGCGGUGGCGUACUCAGCCAAUAUUGGUGGUACAGGUUCAAUCAUCGGUACGGGUCCCAACUUGGUGCUCAAAGCUCAACUGGAUACACUCUACCCGGCAUCGACAGAAGUGACUUUCGGCAGCUGGAUGCUCUAUAACGCCCCAGUGAUGGCUGUCAACGUUUUUCUGGGCUUCCUGUUCCUGAGUCUCAUUCUCUUCUUCGCGCUGAGAAACGUCCAAGUGAAUAAGGACUCAGAACGUAGCAUACGCCGGAGUCUGCAAGAAAAGUACGAUCGCUUGGGACCAAUGACGUUCGCCGAAUAUGUCGUCGUCUUCAUCCUCACAGCCACCAUUCUGGUUUGGUUUUCGAUGAGACCUCAAUUCAUGAAGGGCUGGGCUGACUACAUCCCGUAUGGAAAACUCAUCAAACCCACUGCGCCGGCGUUAUUUUUGACUUUGCUUCUAUUCACGAUACCAAAGACACCGGGUCGUCUCGAGAACUUGGAAACGAUACUCACAUGGCCAGCUCUUCAACAGAAAAUGCAAUGGGGUGUCAUGCUCCUGCUUGGAGGGGGUCUAGCCCUGGCUGAUCUCUGUAAAACCACGGGCCUCUCGAGGAUGAUAGCGGAAAAACUCAUGGUUUUCAAAGACUUUUCUCCGAUGGUCACCGUCUCGUGUCUUUGCUUUGCGGCUUCAUUGCUAACCGAAGUAACGUCGAACACAGCGAUCUGCUCGAUCAUGCUGCCGGUCGUCGCCCAGAUCGCCGUGGCCAUCAGGGUAAACCCGAUUUACUUGAUGAUGCCGAUAGCCAUCGCUUGCUCAUUUUCGUUCAUGCUACCUGCGGCAACUCCCGUGAAUGCCAUCGUUUACGAUCUCGCUCAUAUGAAUAUACCCCAGAUGGCUCUCCCAGGAAUUUUCAUGAACUGCAUCUGCGUCGCAGUGGAGAUCCUCGCCAUCAACUUCUACGGGACACAUGUAUACGGCCUCGAUACUUUCCCCGCUUGGGCCGAAACGAACAAUGUUACAAUAAUUUCUUCCUAG